This is a messenger RNA of Didymodactylos carnosus, 2343 nucleotides long. Lineage: Eukaryota; Metazoa; Rotifera; Eurotatoria; Philodinida; Philodinidae. The record is from the annotation of a GenBank genome assembly.
AUGAAUAUCCAAAAUGAGAUUAUACGUAUAUUUUUAAAUCAGAGGGAGUUAACAAUUAAUGAAUCAACCUUAAGCCGUGCAUUAAUUGCACACGGAACAUUUCGUAAUAUCAGCGAUAUUCGCCAAGAAGUAGCACAAUUAGAAUCACUGUUUGAAUUUUGUGAAAAUAAUCACAUUAGAUUACGUCCAAAAAAAUAUAAUCGCAGACGAGAUGGACCUCGUCAUCAUAGUUCCCAUUCAUUAUUACCGCCAGGAACAACUAAAAAGUAUUUAUUAAUUGUUGCUUUGCCGUCAGAAAAGCUGGCACCUGAUAUUGAUCGUGAAUUAGUUGAACUAAUAAUUUCGAAAGAAGUUGAAAGUCCAAGUUCAGUUAAAGAAGAAGAUACUGUGGCGAAUGAACACUUUCGACGUUUCACAAUAGAGUUUGCGGAUGAAAAAUAUUCAGCUCCACGUGCAUCUAGAUACGUCGACAUAUUGGCAAAACAAGCCAUUCUCAAACAUAAUAAUGUUGAAAUCAAAAUGAAACGUACCAUUCAAUUAAUUGAUACAUUUUGUUUUACGUUACAAUGCUUUACUGAUAAAAAAAUUGAUCGAAAUCGAUUAGGAUUAUAUGUGGAUACUCUAGUGGGCAAUGCUAUUGAACAUACAAUAGUGGACAUAACAUACUCUAAUGACAAUAGUCAAAGUCUAGAAAAUGAAACACAAUUUGAAGAAAAAUUUUUAAUUAAUUGUGAAGAAGAAAUAGAUUUUGAAAAUCUACGCAAAGCACAUGAAAUAAGACCAAAAUUACAAAAUAAAAUAUUUCGCCUUGAUCAGAUAUAUGAAUGUGACAAGUUACUAAUUUGGUUCAAUGAUAAAGAAGUGACUGCAGUAGCCUCGAAUGCACCAAAACAAAGGGUGAUGAUGUCAUACAGUUUAUUAAAAAACAUAUUUGCAUCAUUUUGGAUUGAUAUAUUUACAUUUGAAAUAAUGAAUAAUGAAGUGAAUAUGGAACUAAUAAAUUCACAAGCGGUAAAAAAGUGGUUAAAACAAGCAGAUAAAUUUGAGAUGCAGUACAAUAUUCGUAUGAGACCAUUGCUUAUGGAGGAUGAAGAGCAAGACGAUACAUGUUCAAAUUUUUCUGGAUCCGAAUCGAUUCAUUCAGUUCAAUCAAUCAAUCUUGAACAACAGCAUAAAAACGUUCAAAUUAAUUUAAAGCCCGAUUGGGAAAUUAUUUUAUCAAACGUGAUAUUUCAACGUAAAUAUCAAGCAUAUAUAAAAAGUUAUUUAAAUUUCGACAUUAAUAUCAAUGGUUUGAUUGUAACCGGCACUUUACCAAAUAAAUUAUCAGAUAAAAGGAAUCUUCAUCAAGAAUUAUUCAAUAAAACAAACAUUUUCAUGCAAAACUUUGAAUUCAAAGACGUACAAGUUUCAAACGUCCAACAACAAAUGAUUUUAUUACAUGAGAAUGAACAAAAAUAUUUUGCCUAUAAGCAAUUACCUGACACAAAUAUUUAUAGACUAGCAGCUCAACAUGAUAAUAUGGAAAAGAUAUUUUCAAAACUGACACUAGAACAACCUACACAUAUUCAGAACACAAAACAAAAUGAAUCAACUUGUGUAGAGAGAAAAUCGUUCGAGGUUACUAAUAAAAAAGUUGAAUUUCGCCUUAAACCAGAAUGGAAAUUAGUUGUAUCUCAUCCGCAGUUUCAAAUGGAAUACAAAAAAUAUAUAACAAACAGAACGACCGAAACAUCCGGUCCAGAGGCCUAUUUAAAUUAUGAAAUUGAAAUAAAUGACUCAUGUGUACUGAUACAGAAUGAAUCAAUAAAUAUCAACAAGAUGGAAGACAGAACAAAUACUUUUAUGGGAAAAUUUCAAUUUAUUAAAUUAAUUCCACUGACAAGUGAUCAAUUGAAUUUAUUGAAAGAACAUUCUCAAAACGUCGUUUAUGAGAGAAUAUCAAAUGAGAAUGCUUAUAAUAUUGCUACAGUUGAUAAAUCACUAAUUGAUAAAUUAACAUUAGAAGUUAAUGCCAAUAAUUCCAAGAACCAUUCGCCGUCAUUAUCAAAAGGUUUAAUAAAUGGUGAAACUAUUGAAUAUUUUGUUAAAAGUUACGCUCAUUUACAGUUUUUUAACAAUUCACGUUUUGAAGCAGAUUUUAAAGAAUAUUUAAACACGACAUAUAAAGUAAAAAUAAUUAUUCGACGAGAAGAAAGUUCACAAUUACACAAAGAUGGAAGAUCAGCGAUUAUUAUUAAUAUAACAGGACACAGUAAUGAUAUACGAUCUGCCAGAGAUGCGACUGAAACGCUAUUCUCGUCAAUUCAGAGUAAAACCUAUGAAGAAAAAGAUGGUAAGUAA